AUGGCGGAAGAUAAGGUUGGGGUUCCCCAUUUUGAUAAGUUAGAUGGUAAGAACUUUACAUUGUGGAAACUUCAAAUGCAAACUUUUCUCGAUGUUUAUGGUCUGCGAAAGAUCGUCAAUGGCACCGAGAGAAGGCCAGAUGGGACCAACGAAUCUGGUGAUCAAAAUUGGAUUAAGAAAGAUGCUAAAGCAAAACUGGCGAUUUUAACGGCAAUCAAUGUUGAUCAAUUAGAUUAUGUGUCGGCCUGUGAGACUGCAGAGGACAUGUGGAUCAGUUUGUUGUCGAUUUUAACCGAUCUUCCUGAUGACUAUGAAGUAAUUGUCGAUACCUGGGAUAGCGUAGCUGACAAUCAGAAGACCGUUGCAGCACUUAAAAUGAAACUAUUGCAGCGUGAAGUGCGAAUUGAGGCUAAGGCGAAUAAAGAACCUCUACAAGCUUUGGUUGUGAGUAAAAAGUCAGUUGGUAAAGAAGAAAAGAAGAUUGCUAAUGGUGAAAGACAGAAGAGAAAUGUGAAGUGUUACAAAUGUCAAAAUUUUGGACACUUUGCUUUGAGUACCGUUCAAAGAAGAAGCACUAUGAUCGUCAUUCUAACUCUGGUGGAGUAA
Molecule: messenger RNA, 606 nt
Organism: Aethina tumida (small hive beetle)
Lineage: Eukaryota; Metazoa; Arthropoda; Insecta; Coleoptera; Nitidulidae
Exons: 2
Coding region: 1-606 (201 amino acids)
Source: RefSeq, a predicted model, not a curated record